Messenger RNA from Dromiciops gliroides (monito del monte), 4830 nucleotides. RefSeq names its product dual oxidase 1-like. Gene Ontology annotation, cellular component: plasma membrane; NADPH oxidase complex. Gene Ontology annotation, biological process: response to oxidative stress; superoxide anion generation; defense response. NCBI's taxonomy places the organism in Eukaryota, Metazoa, Chordata, Mammalia, Microbiotheria, Microbiotheriidae. The record is from RefSeq and is a predicted model, not a curated record. Bases 1 to 4650 code for a protein of 1549 amino acids. The transcript has 34 exons. Gene Ontology annotation, molecular function: superoxide-generating NAD(P)H oxidase activity; heme binding; peroxidase activity.
AUGAGCUGGAAAUUGGCACUGACAUGGACACUCCUGGUUGGCCCCUGGGUCCUUGAAGGUGCCCGGAGCUCCAUUUCUUGGGAAGUACAACGAUUCGAUGGAUGGUACAACAAUCUUGCAGAACAUAGAUGGGGCAGCAAGGGCUCCCGGCUCCGGCGUCUGGCUCCCGCCACUUAUGCAGACGGUGUGUUCCAGCCCUUGGACGAGCCGCACCUGCCCAAUCCCCGGAAUCUCAGCAACGCCUCUAUGCGAGGUCCAGCGGGGCAGCCUUCCUUACGGAACCGAACGGUGCUCGGGGUCUUUUUUGGGUACCAUGUACUCUCAGAAGUGGUGAGUGUGGACCGGCCAGGCUGUCCUGCUGAGUUCUUGAAUAUCCGUAUCCCAGCUGGGGACCCGGUGUUUGACCCCAACGACCGGGGGGAUGUGGUGCUCCCAUUCCAGAGAAGCCAAUGGGACCCAGACACUGGACAGAGUCCUAGCAACCCCCGGGACCAGACAAAUGAGGUGACUGGCUGGCUGGAUGGCAGUGCCAUCUAUGGCUCCUCUCACUCCUGGAGUGAUGCCCUGAGGAGCUUCUCUGGUGGGGAGCUGGCAUCAGGGCCAGACCCUGCUUUCCCCAAGGACACCCAGGGAACCUUCCUCAUGUGGACGGCGCCAGACCCUUCCACAGGGCAGCGUGGGCCCCAUGGGCUAUAUGCCUUUGGGGCCGAGAGGGGAAACCAAAACCCAUUUCUGCAGGCUCUGGGCCUUCUCUGGUUCCGAUACCACAACCUGUGGGCUCGGAGGCUGGCCCAGAAGCACCCAACCUGGGGAGAUGAGGAGCUGUUUCAGCAUGCCCGCAAGAGGGUCAUCGCCACCUACCAGAACAUCGUUCUGUAUGAGUGGCUGCCCAGCUUCCUGCAGAAAAAGACCCCGGAAUAUGGAGGGUAUCGCUCAUUCCUGGAUCCCAGCAUCUCCCCCGAGUUCCUGGCCGCUUCCAAGCAACUCUUCUCCACUAUGGUGCCCCCUGGCGUCUACAUGAGAAAUUCCAGCUGCCAUUUCCAGGAGAUCACCAAUGGGAAGUCAGGAGUCUUCCCAGCUCUCAGGGUCUGCAACAGCUACUGGAAUCGAGAGAACCCAAACCUGCACAGUGCCCGAGGAGUGGAUGCGUUGCUUUUGGGCAUGGCCUCCCAGAUUGCCGAGAGAGAGGAUCAUGUGAUAGUGGAGGAUCUGAGAGAUUUCUGGCCAGGGCCACUGAAGUUCUCUCGGACAGACUACUCAGCAAGCUGGUUACAACGAGGACGGGACCUGGGACUGCCCUCUUACAACCAAGCUCGGGUAGCCAUGGGGUUAACCCCAGUCACCCGGUGGCAAGAUAUCAACCCUGAACUUUCCGAGAAGAAUGGCAUUGUCCUGGAGGCAACAGCAUCCAUGUACCGCCAUGACCUGUCCCGGCUGGAGUUGCUUCCUGGGGGGCUCCUGGAGAGCCGAGGGGAUCCCGGGCCCCUCUUCACUGCCAUCAUCCUUGAUCAGUUUCUUCGGCUUCGGGAUGGAGACCGAUACUGGUUUGAAAACACCAGGAAUGGGUUGUUCUCCAAGGAAGAGGUGGCCAAGAUACGAAAUACCUCUUUCCGUGACGUCUUGGUUGAUGUUACCAGUGUGGGCCUGAGUGCCCUGCAGCCCAAAGUCUUUAUCUGGCAAGAGGGAGACCCAUGCCCACAACCUUGGCAGAUCACGACGGAAGGCCUGCCCAGCUGUGAACCCCUGGUGGUGCUUGACUAUUUCAAAGGCAGCGGUUUUGGAUUUGGUAUCACGAUUGGGGCCCUCUGCUGCUUCCCAUUGGUCAGCCUCCUCAGUGCCUGGAUUGUUGCUCGACUCCGAAGAAAGAAUUUCAAGAGGCUUCAGGCUCAGGAACGACACAGCAUCAUGUCUGAGAAAUUUGUGGAGGGUGUGGAAGCCAUUGAGUGGCAGGGCAAGAAGGAGCCCUGCAGGCCUGUGCUCCUGAAUCUCCAGCCUGGGCAUCUUCAAAUAUUGGAUGGCCGGCUCUCGCUGCUCCGGGUCAUCCAGUUCCGGAACUCUGAGAAGAUGAGCUUGAUCCGAUCCAACAACCGGGGCCGACUGGCACUUCUGCUCAAGAUUCCCAAGGAGUAUGACCUGCUGUUGCUGUUUAACCUGGAAGAGGAUCGGCAGGUCUUUGUUCAAAGUCUUCAGGAAGCCCUGAAGAGCAAUGGGCUGAGUUUCCAGGAGUGGGAUCUUCAAGAGCAGGAAAUGAUGCGGGCAGCUGUGACUAGGAAGCGUCGGAGCCAUAUCUUGGAGACCUUCUUCAGACACCUCUUCUCCCAGGUACUGGACAUUGACCAGGCAGAUGCAGGGAGCCUGCCCCUGGACUCCUCUCAGAAAGUGCAAGAGGCCCUGGCCUGUGAGCUGAGCAGGGCUGAAUUUGCAGAAUCCCUUGGCCUCAAGCCUCAGGCCAUGUUUGUAGAAUCCAUGUUCUCUCUGGCAGACAAGGAUGGCAAUGGCUACUUAUCCUUCCGGGAAUUCUUGGACAUCCUGGUGGUCUUCAUGAAAGGCUCCCCUGAGGAGAAGUCCCGUCUCAUGUUCCGGAUGUAUGACUUUGAUGGCAACGGGCUCAUUUCCAAGGAGGAGUUCAUCAGGAUGCUUAGGUCCUUCAUCGAGAUCUCCAACAACUGCUUGUCCAAGGACCAGCUGACUGAGGUGGUGGAGUCCAUGUUCCGUGAGUCUGGCUUCCAAGACAAAGAGGAGCUGACCUGGGAGGAUUUCCACUUCAUGUUGAGGGACCACGACAGUGAGCUCCGUUUCACGCAGCUCUGUAUUAAAGGUGUGGAAGUUCCUGAAGUUGUUAAGCAACUAUGCCGACGAGUCUCCUUCAUUAACCAGGAUAAAAUAUGCCCUUCCCCCAUCUUCAAAUGUCUUCUUAGUGAUUUAGCUAAUGAGACAACACUGCAGAGAUUCAAGUGCCCGGCGGAUACAGACCCACCCCAGGAGGUCCGAAAGAGGUUUGGCAAAAAGCUGACAUCCUUCCAGCCCCGGCCUUUCACAGAAGCACGCAGAGAGAAGUUGCAGCGAAGUCGUUGGCAUCAGACUAUCCAGCAGUUUAAGCGGUUCAUUGAGAACUACCGUAGGCAUAUCGCCUGUAUCGCUGUCUUCUACUCCAUUGCUGGCGGGCUUUUCCUCGAAAGGGCCUACUUCUAUGCCUUUGCGGCACACCACAUGAGUAUCACAGACACCACCAGGGUGGGCAUUAUCCUGUCCCGGGGGACGGCAGCCAGCAUCUCCUUCAUGUUCUCCUACAUCCUGCUCACCAUGUGCCGCAACCUCAUCACCUUCCUACGGGAGACCUUCCUCCACCGCUAUGUGCCCUUUGAUGCUGCAGUGGAUUUCCACCGCAUCAUAGCUGCCACAGCCAUUGUGCUCACAGUCCUGCAUACCAUGGGCCAUGUGGUCAACGUCUACUUGUUCUCCGUCAGCCCACUCAGUGUCCUGUCUUGUCUCUUCCCUGGGUUCUUCCGGGACGACGGGUCUGAAUUGCCUCAGAAAUACUAUUGGUGGUUCUUCCAGACAGUCCCAGGCCUAACAGGAGUUAUACUGCUCAUGAUCCUGGCCAUCAUGUAUGUCUUUGCUUCUUACCACUUCCGCCGGCGCAGCUUCCGAGGCUUCUGGCUGACCCACCACCUCUACAUUUUGCUCUAUAUCCUGCUCAUUAUUCAUGGCAGCUUUGCCCUCAUCCAGCUGCCCCGCUUCCAUAUAUUCUUCCUGGUCCCAGCUCUUAUCUAUGGUGGGGACAAACUGGUGAGCCUGAGCAGAAAGAAGGUGGAAAUCAGUGUGGUGAAGGCUGAGCUGCUGCCCUCAGGUGUGACUCACCUUCGAUUCCAGCGGCCCCAGGCCUUUGAGUAUAAGUCAGGGCAGUGGGUACGCAUAGCCUGCCUGGCCCUGGGGACCACAGAAUACCAUCCAUUCACACUUACCUCUGCACCCCAUGAAGACACGCUCAGCCUACACAUCAGGGCCGUGGGACCCUGGACUACCCGACUCAGAGAGAUCUACUCACCCCCACCGGGCAUCAGCAGCAUCAAAUAUCCUAAGUUAUACCUGGAUGGGCCAUUUGGAGAGGGUCACCAAGAGUGGUACAAGUUUGAGGUGUCUGUACUGGUGGGUGGGGGCAUUGGGGUCACUCCCUUUGCCUCCAUCCUCAAAGACCUGGUCUUCAAGUCAUCAGUAAGCUGCCAAAUGCCCUGUAAAAAGAUCUACUUCAUCUGGGUGACGAGGACCCAGAGGCAGUUCGAGUGGCUGGCAGAUAUCAUCCGGGAAGUGGAGGAGAAUGACCUUAAGGAGCUGGUAUCUGUGCACAUCUACAUCACCCAGCUGGCUGAGAAGUUUGAUCUCAGGACCACUAUGUUGUAUAUCUGUGAGCGGCACUUCCAGAAGGUGCUGAACCGGAGUCUCUUCACUGGCCUGAGAUCCAUCACCCACUUUGGUCGCCCCCCCUUCGGCCCCUUCUUCAGCUCCCUGCUGGAGGUCCACCCACAUGUGCGGAAGAUCGGGGUGUUCAGCUGUGGUCCCCCUGGCAUGACCAAAAACGUGGAGAAAGCCUGUCAGCUCAUCAACAGACAAGACCAGACUCACUUCUCCCACCAUUACGAGAAUUUCUGAGGCCAGAUAGAGAGCCUCUCAUUUGCCUACCUCUGCUCAGCUGGAGCUCAAGGGACAGCUCCUUAUCAGGCCUAGCUCAGCCCUUUUCUUACCUGCUGAGGUGUUUGGGGCUUCACGUGAUUGCGAUCACAUGUGAGAACCCAGGCUAUGUCCCAGCCUCUUGACCUGGAACCAAGAUGG